AUGUCGUACUCGUGGAUCGGGGCUCCGGCCGAGUUUAAUGGAACGAACGAUAUCACAGGUGGAGACUCAUUGACAGAGAACUUGAACCAGUGGUACGAUGCCGGUGACCAGGCCUACAUUCUCGUGGCCUCCGCUAUGGUCAUGAUCAUGAUUCCUGGUCUGGCCUUCCUCUACUCUGGCCUUGCUCGCAGAAAGUCUGCUCUGUCCCUGAUCUGGGCGUGUAUGUUCUCUGCCUCGGUCAUCACCUUCCAGUGGUACUUCUGGGGAUACUCGCUCGCUUUCGGCCCCUCGACAAACGGCUUCAUUGGCAACCUAGACAAGUUUGGUCUCAAGGGCGUUCUCGGUGCUCCCAGCCCAGGUUCUCCUUUGAUUCCUGAGCUCCUGUACUCUUUCUACCAGAUGCAAUUCUGCGCCGUCACUGCUGCGAUUGUCGUUGGUUGCGUUGCUGAGCGCGGUCGCCUCAUCCCCAUGAUGGUCUUCAUCUGGCUGUGGGCCACCGUCGUAUACUGCCCGGUUGCAUACUGGGCCUGGAACUCGAACGGCUGGUUCUUCAAGUGGGGUGGACUCGACUACGCUGGUGGAGGUCCCGUUGAGAUCGUUUCUGGUUGCAGCGCUCUCGCCUACUCGAUGAUCCUCGGUCGCCGUCAGGAGAAGAUGAUGCUCAACUUCCGCCCUCACAACGUCUCUCUCAUCACCCUUGGUACCGUUUUCCUGUGGUUCGGCUGGUUGGGCUUCAACGGUGGAUCUGCUUUCGGCGCCAACCUCCGCGCUGUCAUGGCUUGCUGGAACUCCAACAUCACUGCUAUGUUCGCUGCGAUGACCUGGGUCAUUCUCGAUUGGCGCCUUGCUCGCAAGUGGUCUAUGGUCGGCUGGUGCUCCGGUGUCAUCUCCGGACUUGUCGCUGCCACUCCUGCCUCUGGUUUCCUUACUCCCUGGGGAUCCGUCAUUCUUGGAAUCACCACCGGUAUCGUUGCUAACUUUGCUACCAAGAUCAAGUUCUGGAUCCGCAUUGAUGAUUCCCUCGAUGUCUUCGCCGAGCACGGUGUCGCUGGUAUGUGGGGUCUCUUCCUCAACGGUAUCUUUGGUGCGGACUACAUUAUCGGCCUUGACGGCGUCAACAACGGUCUUCCUGCCGGUGCCAUCACCGGUACUCCCGAAGCUAUCUACAAGCAGAUCGCCUACAUCGUCGCCUGCACCGCGUACUCGUUCGUCGUCAGCGCCAUCCUCGCCUUCGUCAUCAACAAGAUCCCUGGUCUGUACCUCCGUGCAUCUGAGGAAGCCGAACUUCUGGGCAUGGACGAUGACCAGCUCGGCGAAUUCGCCUACGACUACGUCGAGGUUCGCCGUGACUACCUCGCCUGGACACCCGCCAAGGGCGAGCCCUUGAAUGGCGAGCACAGCGUUCCUCAAGGCGAACGCCAUGGCAUUCCCCAACACAGCGAGAUGCUCGAGGGCAAGACACCCAGCGAGCACAGCGGCAACGAACACACCGGUAUCGGUGGUGAUCGUCACGCUGUUGCUAUGGGCCCCGAGCGCGAGAAGACCACACCUCCUUCGUCUUCGCGCGACUACGCAUAA
This is a messenger RNA of Didymella exigua CBS 183.55, 1578 nucleotides long. RefSeq names its product ammonium transporter 2. Gene Ontology annotation, cellular component: plasma membrane. NCBI's taxonomy places the organism in Eukaryota, Fungi, Ascomycota, Dothideomycetes, Pleosporales, Didymellaceae. The transcript is spliced from 4 exons. Gene Ontology annotation, molecular function: ammonium channel activity. The coding region runs from base 1 to 1578 and encodes 525 amino acids. Gene Ontology annotation, biological process: ammonium transmembrane transport. The record is from RefSeq and is a predicted model, not a curated record.